UCCAUCUUCAAUCAAUAGCACAAAUAGUCGUCCAGUUCCGUCUCACUCACAUGAACACGACCACAAAAAAUGCUGACUUGCCAAGACACGACACUGAUAGAUACACAACAAACCACAUGCAUCACUCGAUAAAGGCGAGCCCCUUCCAAGGCUAUCAUCUCCUGCCGCAAUCAACCAAGGUGUAGACCCUCCCUUCCCCACCCAGUCAGUCAUCAGUCAUCAGUCAUGCUGCCGUCGUUUUGUGAAGCCUGGCCUCUAAGUGCAGGUAUGGCUCCUUCUCUGUCGUGCCCAUCCACACACGAUAGCUCAAAUCUCCACCUUCAGCCCUGAUAAACUCGCGACGCAGCGACGUGGUCCGCUUGCCCGAGGCGAGCGGCGACCGGACGAUGCCCUCCACGCCCGUGGUUGACAGGCUGAGCACUCCCUCGCUCGUCACCUUGCCCACCUCCACCUCAGAGAGGCCAAAGGGGUGGCUCAGCGACAGGUCAACAGGCACAGCUGCAAGUGACGACCCUCCAGCAGCGUCCACCAAUCGCAUAAAGCCGGUCUCGGUGUGCAUAGGGUUGCCCUCGUGCUUGUUCGUGGUGCGGGACGUCCACCCAAACACGCCCGCCUUUGCCGUGGGCUGAAUGCUCAGCACCUCGGUGUACUCCUUGGCCACCGAGCCGUCCGACUUGAACACCUUGCCCUCGCCCUCCCACACGCCUUGCAGCCACUCCACUGCGUUGGUGGUCACAGGGACAGCCGCCGGGGUCGACAUGGCGUGCUGUUGGUGGUCCUUGCCCCAGGUCCACGGCUGGAAGAGAGAUGCCGUCUGCUCCAGGGCCGACCGCUGGUCCCUCACAUGCGCUGCCAGCACCUUCCCAAGCCAGCUCCUCGUAGAGAUGCGACCUACCGCUGGUCCGAAUCCUCGAGGGAGCUUCAGCUCCACCAUCUCGUCGUCAUCACCCCUCUCACCACUUGAAGGCUCACUGCUGGUCUUGUCUGCGGCCGCAUGCCGAAGCACUGGAGCUGGCAGCCUCCUCUCGCGGCUGAGAUGCAGUGUUGGAUGAGAGAGUACGGCUUUCGAAGCCCUGGGAGUGACGAUAAGGGCUUCCGAAGGUGAGAAGAUCAGGGAACUCACCUGUAGCAACUUCCUGAGGCGCGAUGGCAUUGACAGAGAUCACGUGUGCCGAGAGGAGCGAAAG
Vitrella brassicaformis is the source of this 1187-nucleotide messenger RNA. The record is from the annotation of a GenBank genome assembly. NCBI's taxonomy places the organism in Eukaryota, Vitrellaceae.